Messenger RNA from Populus trichocarpa (black cottonwood), 1024 nucleotides. RefSeq lists its product as uncharacterized. The transcript is spliced from 2 exons. The record is from RefSeq and is a predicted model, not a curated record. Gene Ontology annotation, molecular function: protein binding. The coding region runs from base 148 to 789 and encodes 213 amino acids. Lineage: Eukaryota; Viridiplantae; Streptophyta; Magnoliopsida; Malpighiales; Salicaceae.
AGUACCAUAGUUAGGCUUGAAGAGGCAGCUCUAAGGCAACUAGCUUAGGAUCUUCCUUCAACCUCUUAGCUUCUCAAAACUAGCUAGCUCUCUCUCCCUCCUUCUCUCACUAGAUCGACUGGACCCCAUUUCUCUUAUUACUCAAGUAUGGUCGGACCUUCACUUGACACCACCAAGCUUCACCUCAAAGCCCCCUCCUCUGCCCCUGCCACCAUCAAGUUCCUCUGCAGUUAUGGUGGCAAGAUCAUCCCCCGUUUUCCCGAUGGUAAACUCCGUUAUCAAGGUGGCGAGACCCGUGUCAUCGGCGUCGACCGUUCCAUCUCCUUUGCUGAGUUAUUGUUGAAGCUUGGAGAGUUGUGUGGCACAUCAGUGAGUCUCCGUUGUCAGUUGCCAAAAGAAGAUCUAGACGCUCUGGUAUCGAUCACCUCGGAUGAGGAUCUAGCAAAUCUCAUCGAGGAAUACGAUCGAGCAGGAGCAGCAACCCCGACUGCAUCUUUAAAGAUCAGGGCCUUCCUUUCGCUCCCGAAAAAAAUAUAUUCUUCCUCUUCCAAAUCAUCCUCAUCCUCCUCCUCCUCCUCCUCCCCCUCCUCACCCUCUAAUAGCUAUGGUGGUGCCACCAUUGCUUCAACUUCUACCACUCCAAGGUGCUACUAUCAUCAGAUGUCGAAGCCAGUAGCGUUUUCUUCAAAGAAGAAGACUCCUCCGCCUCCUCAGUAUCAAUAUGGUUACCAUGCUCAUGGGAAUCCUGGCCAUAUCUACCUUGUUCACAACGGGAAUCAUUGGCAAUAACUGCAGACUCAAUUGAACUGAGACCGGACAUAUUUGGCAUAUAUAAAUGGAAAGAACAACGUAUAAUAUAACUAAAGAAAAAUAGAAUUGGAAAGGGGAAUACUGGAGCUUGCAGUAGCUAAGAUGAUCAUGAGAUAUAUGUAUUUGGUGACUGUAAAUCGUUAAGAAGGGAUUGCUUUUUUUGGUCCUGAAAAUGAAUGAAUUUCCAGUCCAAUGUUUUCAUUUGGGUUCAAAA